Paramecium pentaurelia is the source of this 5706-nucleotide messenger RNA. NCBI's taxonomy places the organism in Eukaryota, Ciliophora, Oligohymenophorea, Peniculida, Parameciidae. The record is from the annotation of a GenBank genome assembly.
AUGUCCAUUAAAGACAUUUAAAAACUAUAAUCUCUAUUUCAAAUAAACAACAGUGUUGUUUAAGAGUAUUUAGGAAUUAGGUUGAUAAAUUAAACUCUUAUUGAUUAGGUAUUGCCCACAUGAUUACUUAUGUAGUUGGUGAAUAGUGAUAGUGCUAGUGAGAUUCAGAAAAUCAAGAAAAUUGAAGGCUGCAAAGAUUGGGAUAAAUUGAAACAUAAAUUAUUGGCUUAUUUUAUGGCAUCUUAAUUGACUUAUGGCAAACCUAUUCAUAAAUACAUUUAAUAAGCAUAUGAAGAUUUUCUAAUUCAAUACCAUAUAUUUUAUGAAGGUUUAAUUGAAUUUUAAACAUGUUCAAUGUUAAAUCAAUAUUUAAUAUUAAAACAGAAAUUACUUAAAUAUGAUUAGAAUCUGAAAAUGGAAUUUCGUAAAUUAAUCAACAUGUUAAUUUGGAAGACUAAUUAAUUACAUUUUCUAAUUCGAAUUAUAAUUGGUUAUAUAGGCUAUGUGAAAAUAAGCAAAUAAAUUGGUAAUGUAGAAAGAGUCUUUGAAUAAAUAUCUAAAUUAAUAGAGAAAUCACUUAAAAAUGGAGCUAAUUAUAAUCAUUUAUUAUUCAAAAUGGAUAUUGAAUUGUUUUCCUCAUAUUGGAAUAAAAUUAUCAAAGUUAGUAACAAUGAAACUAAUGCUCUCAUUUUAAUGUAAUUGUUAUAAUAGUCUCAAUUCUAUUUCAAUGAUUACUAAUUUUAAAGUGAUAUAAUUAAAACAUUGAAAAUGUUAUAAUAAUAAAAAUUAUCAAUCAAUUCAAAUUCAUAAAUAAAUGAAGAUAUAAAAUUAAAGAGUAAAAUUAGAAAACCUAUUCUUUAAAUUAAUAAUUUAAUGCCUGAAGAAAUUCCUAAGGAAUCUACAAAAUCUAUUAAAAGAUAUUUAGAUUUAGGUAAGAUUGUUAAAACAGAAUAAACUCAAACAUCUGCUACAAGUAAAAAAAUAAUUAAGACUUCUGCAUCUAAACUUCUUAAUUCACAAUAUCAACAUAUUGAAGAAGAUCCUAUUUUCUAAAUUCAAAUUGAAAAUUAUCAUAUUAAUAAGAUUGUUAGAAAAGGAUGUUUUAAAAUCUAAAAACCAGUUACACUAUCUACUUGUACUUGUAUACUUUAUUUAAUAUCAUAGAAAGAUACAAAACUUAGCCUUCUGCUUAAGAAGAAUUACCAUUACUUACUUUCUAAGACUUUGAAUAAGAUCAUUAAGAUUCAAUUCUUGAAUUACCAUCACCUGUUAAACCAGCUACAGAAUCAGAUCAUAAAAUUUCUGGUAAAGAUCACAGUAUAACACAUUCUUAAUCAUCUCAAGGAAAAAUUGAUAAAUUAAACAAUCUUAGUAAUCCCUAUAAAUUAAAGAACUUAAUUAGUUCUAGAUUCCAAUAAAUCUUAGAUAUAGCUUAACUUAGUGCAUCUUCAACUCCUAAAAAUGCUGAUCUUGGUAAAUCUAUAAGAAGAUAAAAAACAAUAUCAAUAAAAAAAGAACACAAAGAAUUUCAAUUAUAACCAUAAUAACUCUCUAUUCCUAUGAUACAACAAAUACCUUCUUAAAAAGAACCUGAUCCAUUGACUUCAGAGAGAAGAAGGAGUGGAAUGGUAGUAAGUUCACCUGAUGCAGCUUCUUAAAUUAGUUAAGCUAUUUAAAAAUCUAGUUAUAUAGAGAGUAUUCCAACAAAAUCAUAAAUAAUAAUUACAAUACCAUAAUCAGUAUAAUAAUAACUUCAAUAAAAUCAAUAACAAACUCCAUAACUUAAUCCUAAAAGACCUUAAAGAAGAAACAUUUUGACUUUAAGAACUGCUACAACUUUUUUUAUGGAAUAAUCCAAUACAUAUAUCCCAAAAUUUUAAUUUUCAUUAUGUUAUCAUAGUAGAACUAUUUUAUGGUCAUGUGGUUUAUAAAUAACAUCAUCAGACAACAUACUUAUUGCAUUCUAAGAUACAACAAAUAACAAAAUUGUAUAUAGGGCUCAAUUAUCAAAUUUAUAGAUUGAUAGUAUUAAAAAUUGGGCUUAAAUAAUUGAAGUCUUUAUUAAAGAGUAUUAAUCAUAAGCUUCUUAAUGCUUACCAUAUUUACGCUAUAAUACAAUAAUGAGUAAUAGGAAGAGUGAUAAUUAAAAUUUUAUAAUGUUUCCAAAAUAUUAAUUUGAAGUAGCCAAAAAUGAAAUAGAAUAAAUGGGUAUUUUAAAGGAUUUGUUUAGAUGGAUGUAUACAACUUAUUUAUAUGAAUAAAUUAAUAUAACUGGAAUUAGAUUGAAAUUAUAUACAGUUGAAAAAGAUAAAACUCUUAAUGCAUAUAGAGAAUUGAUCAAUGUAGUUAACCUUUAUAGAAGAAUGAUAAUCUAAUCUACAAUUUGUGAUGAAAAAGAGAAAUUCAAUUUAUUAAUUUGCAGUUAUGGAGGUAUCAUUUAAUUUUAUUAAAUAUAAUAGAGUGUAUAAAAAAUAAUAUUAUUCUUUUAAAUAGAAUAUUGAAUUUUAAAAUAAAUAAAUAAAAGGACUAAUAAUAUAUGAUUCAUAAGUAGUUAGUAAAUCUUAAGAAUUUAAGUUUAAACAAUGAUGAAGAAAAUAUAUUUUUUAUAAUUAAAGUCAGUAUUAUAUUUUAGAAAGAGAAGUAAUAGUAAAUUAUAAUGAUUUUAGUAUUUUGUAUUAUAAAAAAAAUGAUUACCAUACAAAAUAUUAAGUAGAUGUAUUAUUUGAGGCAAUCAAUAGUCCAAUAAAGAUUAAACCAUUAAGAUUGCAAUUUGAUGCAAUAGAAAAGAUAUUAGAAAAGAGAUAUCAUAAUAAUUUAAAAUAGAUAAUAAAUUAAAUAUUUUUCUCUUAAAGGAAAUGUUGGCAUAUCUUUUAUGAAUUUAUAGAUUAAAAAUUAAUGAUUAAUGAAUAGAAGUAACUUUAAGUUAAAAUGAAUAUAUUUUCUUUGCAUGAUGCUUAAAAAAUGGAAGCUUGUGGAAUGAAAUUAGGUUUUCUAAUUGAUUUGUAAACUAAGGUAAAACCUUUUGCAAUUACUGAAAUAGAAAGAUAUAUAUAUGAUGAUAUCUAAAAAAAGUUAGAUUAUCAAUCUAAAUCAUAAACUAUCCAUAAUAGAGAGCAUAUGUUUGAUAAACAUUUUGCUUAAAUAUUUGGUGAAGAUAUAUCAAAUAAUGAAUAACAUCAUUUUCAUUAAACUACUUUGAUCGACUUAGUAAAACGAUAUUAACCAAAUAUUAAUGCAGAAGCAAAAAAUGAAAUCAUAACAAAAAAAGUUGGUCCCAUUAUUAUUUACUAAGAAAAUCCAUUUACAGAUAUACAUAUAGAUGAUUUGGAAAAAUUGAAAUCUUAAUUUUUUAGUAGGUAAAAUUUAUAGCUUAACAAAAUUUAAAAAUAUAGAAUAAAAUUGAAACAUCUUUCCAUUUAAAUAUCCCUAAUUAAAAAAUAAAUAAUAUUAAUUUAUCAUUGUAAUUAAAGAUUACAAAGGUUCUGUAUUAAUCCUUCAGAUGAAGAAGAUAAUUUAUUAUCGAAUAUAGUUUAACUAAUUUAAAAUGGUCCUAUUUGUUGGGUAAUUUAAAUGCUUUAUAAAAAAAUAAGUCAAAGAGGUUUAAAAUAAUCUUUUAGUAGCUCUUAAUUGUAAGAUGGUUUAGAAUUAUUGAAGUAUAAGAAAUCUAAAAGUUAAUUAGCAGAGAUACCUUCAUAUAAUGUAUUACAUUAUUAUAUCUUAAACAAUUAUAUGGUGUUAUUAAAAUAUUUUACUUUGAAAUAAUUUGUGAUAGUUUAGAAGAUUAAAAAUUAUGGAAAAUACUAAAUAACAAUUAAAGUAUUUUUUAGAUGUCAAAAACCAGAUAUUUUAAUGGAAAAUGAUUAUUUUUUAAUGAGAAUAGAUUUUUAAAAUAUUAUGUUAAAAACUGGAAUGAUGAAAAUGAUAUUUAAUAAAUAUGAUAUAACAGAAAUGUUAAAAAUAGAUAUACCAUAAAAUAUGACAGAUGCAAAUAUUGUAUAAACUGCUAUGAAUAUAUUUCAGAAAUGUCAUUUAGGAACAUUUACAUUAAGUAAUGUUCCUUUUUUUGCUGUUUAAUAAGAUGAUUUAAAAUAAAAUGAAAGUUAAAUUACACAUAAUUCAUAUGAAGAUCAUUCUACUAAAAUUAAUGUUUAAUAAAUAAGAAGAAUUGGUAAUUUCCCUGAAAACACAACUUUUAAGAAAUCUGAUUUAUGUAAAGGUUUUUUAGAAUAGUAUAUAAAAAAUAGUAGAUUAAUUGUUACUCAUAUUAAAAAGUCUUACUUAAUACAUUCAAUAUCAACUGGAUAAUUGAUUAAAAUAUCAAAUAAUAAAGUAACUUAAUUAUUAAAUGAUUAACAAUAAAUAACUGAUUAUGUUUUAAUAUAAAUUUAUAGACAUUUAUUAUUGGAUAUAUGGAUAGUUAAAGUAUACGUACCAAAAACAACUAGAUAAAUGGUAGGUUUGUUAAGAUCUGAAGAUUUUAAAGAGAAUGAUGGAAAAGAUUUAAUGGAUAGUAUCAUAAUAUAUAAGAAAUAAGCAAUCUUAAGUUUUAAAGAUUUAGAUUCAUUUACAGAUAUUACACCUAGAUAGAGUGUGAUGAUGUAAAAGUCAAAUCAUCGAUUGAGUUAACCUAGAAUAUCAUAAUUUCAUUCUCCAGCUGUAUCCAGUAUCUAAGCAUAAAAUUAAAUGGCAUAAUCUUAAGUUAUUCCUUAUUAUUUAAGUGAUUUCUUCUAUAUCACUAGAUUGGUGACUGAAUUUACAGAAUAUCAUUUAGAAAAUGGUAAUAAGGAAUAAUAUAUAAUUAAGGAGAAAUUAAUUUGGGUUAAUAUAAUAAAUAAUAAUUUUUCAUUAGAAUAGCAUCCCAAAUAAUAAAAUUGCUUUUUGUCUCUUCUAUUUGAUUAGAAAGAAAUAAAUCUAUAAGAACUUUUAUUUUAACGUUAUAUUAGAAUUGAAAGAGUAGGUGAAUCACAUAUUGAAUUCUACAUGAAAUAUUCAUAAAAAACAGAUUAAUUAAAGGGUAUUGCUCUUUUAAAAGGGAAAAUAAAUCAAUUACAUUUACAUAAUAGUAAAUUCCCUAGUAUAAUAAGUGAAGCUAAAUUAAAUGAAGAAUAAAUUAAAUUCUUAAAACGUACUUGUAUAUUCUUUCCUUUUGAUGCUAUAAGUUAUGCUAAUACAUCAAAUUUUAAUAUUGAAUUAAAAUAUUUCUCUUAUAAUAAAUUUACUGAAGUUAAAGAAUAAAUUAAUUUAAGAGAAUUACUUAAUUUAUAUAUUGCUGAUGGUUUUUAUAAAUAUUAAACUAAUUAUAUGAAUUCUAAACUUAAUCAUUCAGAUAUUAUAAGUAUUUGUUAUUAUAUGAUACAUAAAAUUAAAACUUAAAAUUUCUUAAAUUUAAGUCAAUAUCAUACAAUUCCCAAUUUAAAUUAAUUGAAAACAUAAAAAUAAUCAAAUAAAAUAUAGAAACCAAUUAGAUUAUAGAUAAAAACAUUUAAGAAACCAAAUAUAUACAUAAUAUCAUUAUUAUAUAAUGAAGUUUAAGUUACUUCUAUAAAUUGGAAGAGUUGCCAAUAAAUUAAUGAUGUAUUUACAUUUAGUUAUUUAAAUGAACAUAUACUUCAUUUUAAACAUUUAGUGGAUAAUGAACCUGAAAUAGCAUUACAAAGGAUUUCAAAAAUAAUUGAUAAAUUAAUGAAUAAUAUAUUAAUAAAAUGA